AUGACCAAGGCAAUCAAGCCUGUUCUCAAGAUUUUGCUCCUUCCCUUCACCUUUAUUGCAAAGGGUGCGGAAGCUGUCUUCUCCGGUAGUCUACCGCGGUGGGCUUAUAUCGCGUUGGAAGUUGUGACCGUGGCAGUGGUCACGAUCGUGUUGGCCGCCAUCAAUUGGUACUUCGAUUUGGAACGAUAUCUAGUCGGCCCAACGCCCCUACGCAGGGUCUGGCUGGGCCUGGUGGCGCUGCUCGGCUAUCUAUGUGUUCGCCUGAUGCUGCUGGUAAUACAACUCGUCCCCAGACGAUCUCAAGAGUUCCCCGAUAUCGCGGCCGCAGUGGCGUCUGGGCUCGAGGCCUUAAACCUCGAGCGUAUCAACAUCCGAGAAACACCAAUUUUUCUGAUUGUUGGUACCAACGACGAUUCCGACUCAGCCAUCGCCUCCUCGCCCGCCAUUGGAAAGACUUUCUUCGGAGUUCGCGAGGAUGCUUCCGUCCGUUGGUACGGCAAUCACGAAGGAGUUUGGAUUACAGUACCCGGCGUUUCAGCGAUUAGCGCCCAGGUGGCCCAUAUGGCUGAGUACUCAGCGCCUAGCGAUCAAACUCCUGCUGGCUUACGGCUUACGGUUGAAGAGAAGGAAGUUUGUGCACGACGGAUGCGAUAUUUCGUGAAACUGCUUCGGCAGAUUCGCGGACCCGUUGUUCCGUUCAAUGGCGUCCUGCUCACCGUGCCGUAUCAAUGGAUCGACGAUCCGGACUGUGCGCAGUUGGCAGAUACGGUGCAAGCCGAUAUGGAAGUGCUACAGCACGACGCGCAUAUCAAAUGCCAAUGCCAAGUUGUGUUUCACGAGAUCGAGCAAACGCCCGAGUUCAGUGCCUACCUCGAGCGAGUGGCCGACGAGGAUCGACAACACCGUUGGGGCUGUAGCUUGCCCUACUUCACGGCCCCCACGAAAGGCGAUGUCGAACCGCUGCAUCAAUGGUUGCAGAGCCACUUCGAACACCGCGUUUUCCGGUUAUUCCAGGACCGCUUAGACUUCGAACAGAACGGUAUGUUGUAUCGUUUGCUGGAGUCGUCGCGGCAAUCUGAAAAGCGGUUUUGCAGCCUGCUCACAAAUGCAUUCGCUGUCGACACACGAGAUCGCUUCUAUCUCAGUGGAGUGUAUUUCGCAUCGUUAACUCGAUCCGAUCGGGCGUUGUUCGACGAGAUCCCGGUAAAGAUGCUCGAAGAUCACGAUGAGGUCAUUGGCUGGAAUGACACGGCACUACGUCGGAACCGCCGGUUUCGGACGAUGUCGGCGGUGGCCGCAGCGCUUGUGGUCACGAUGCUUGCACUCGACGUUGUGGCCCUAGGCGGCAUGUUAAUGGGCCGGACCGCAGUGAUGGUGAGACAAAACUGGCGUCAAGCAGACCGAAGCUGCGAAGUCGAUAUCCCAAUCUCACGACGGAUUCGACAUCCGGCGCUGCGGCGUUGGCGAAAUGUGGAGCAAAGGCAAGUUCUGCACACCCCCAAGCGACGCAAUCGUCGCCUGGGUGCGCUAGUUGGGUUUGUCUGCGCCUUGCUCGUGGUUCUGACGGUCGUCGUCAUUGGUUGGUUUCAACCGAUACCACGACCACAGUUGGUCCUGAUCUCUAGUAGUCUCUCUAACAGCCCCUUGAUGCCACCGACCCCUUUCGUUGGCAACGACGUUCAUGCGCUCUACGGCCUAAGUUCGGAACUAGACAUCGCAGACGCAGAUCCAGACAGCCUUAGCUACAACGAGAUGCAGGCAGUCGUCUCGCGGCUUCCCGACUCACCGAUACUUCCUCGAUGGUUGCCCUGGCAGAAGCGGACCACAUUGGUCUACUGCAACGCUGCAGGACUUGGCAUUCCCCCUGGAGCGAAUCAGGAACCGGUCCCCUAUCUCUUGCCCGAUGACUUUGGCAUGUCGCUCAGCACAGUCGGUUUUCCGACCGAUCGUGCAGUGGCGGUUACCGAACUCCUCCACAAAUUGGCCGCUCACGAUUCCGAAUACAAGCUGCUUGUUUUAGAUUGCCAGCGGUUCGACCACUUCUGGCCGUUGGGGGUUCUUUCGAAUCGCUUUGUCGACGCCGUGCAGAGAGAGCUUCGCGAAAACCAGGAACGCUACAAGGGAAUCGUCGUCAUCUUUUCGUGCUCCCCGGGAGAAGUAACCUGGGCUGAGAAUGGUUACCUGCAUACUGCAUUCGCCUAUUACUUUAUUCGCGGAAUCACCGGCCCGGCCGACACCGUCGCUGGCAAUCGAGACGGACGUAUCUCGGCUCAAGAAUUGUUCGAUUACGUGCACAGCAACGUGCAGCAAUGGAUGGCGAUCAACCGUACGGAUGAACAGACUCCAAUUAUGGAAGCUGUCGGAGUGGAUCCCGCGGAUGUCGAACUCCUAGCGCUUUCCUCCGAUAACCAGGUGUACUCCACCAGUGAUCCGCUCACCAGCCAAGGCGGAGAACUGUAUGAGAAGAACAUAGCAUCGCUCCAGAAGGCCUGGGAAGAAUACUACGAGUUAUCGCGCCUUAACCCGAAUCCCACAAUCUUCCGGCCUCAUCUUUGGCGCAGUCUGGAAGACUCGCUGCUAAGAGCAGAACGCUACUUCCGCGGUGCCGAUAUGGAGGCGAUGUCGGAAGAGCUACGCAAGGUGAUGCUGCGACUGCAAAGCGUUGAAGAAUCGGGGAAGCCUCUGGCUGAAGGUGCUGUUGCUUACUCGCGCCCAAUGGCCCAACUCUUUGGUAGCUUCCAACCGCCAGAAAAAUCCGGCUCGCCAGGUACCGAAACAGCAGACCAGACUCUGCCAGCAAUCAACCAAGGCAACCCGAGCAAAACUUCAACCACACCUGCAGAGAAGUCGUCCACGCCUGAAGAGAAGUCAGCAAAACCACACUCGCCAGAAGCUGGAAAAACAGAGAACACUGCUGAUAGUGACUCCUCAACUUCAGGAGAGGAAGGGAGCGGUAGCCCCGCCAAGGUCUCCAAUUCGCUUGCGACAGAUCCGAUGUCGCCCGCCGAGAUUUGGCAGCUGAUUUCACAGGUUAUCAAAGGGACAGUACCGGCCAACAUCGCUGCGCAGAAGCUGCGGCAAGCCAACACCACGAAGCAAGCACUUCCCGUAGAAGGCGAAAUGCUGAGAAUGAUGGCCAACUUUGGACCGUUGGCAUCCACGGAAACUCCGACCGACGAGGUCCUGAAUACUUCGCGUCAACUUCUAGAACAACGAGCUCUUGCAGAGCAGGCUGCAGCGCCGGCUGAAUACCUCGCUCCUCGAGUUUUCCCCUGGAUUCAAGCUUGGGUCAACGAAGGAGACCGUCUACGUCGGAUUCAAGAGGACAACUUUUUCGCUCGCGGUAACCGAGGUGUUUCGAUCGGAUCGACUGUUGAGCCGGUCGGAGACACAGGAACUCAGCGGUAUCAACAGGCGAUCCAAGCUGCUGACACCCUGGCUAAUGCAUUCACGAUUCGCGAUCUCACGCUCGCCGAGUCAGUCCAUCUAGUCACCCUGUGUGGCAAACGACGAAGUAGCACUGACGUCAAUGAGUUCCGCGAGAAGAUCGAUCCGAUGACGCUCUCACUCUUGGGAACCUUGGAUCGAUUGGAUCGCAAACUACGCGCUGGGGCGAAGCACACAGAUAACCUCUCUGAGAACGAACACAUUCUAGCGAUAGGAGCACUGGCCGACUGGGUGAAGAACACGCGUGACCAACUCUUGCAACUCGUAGGGCACGAGAUGCGAGACUUGAGUCGGGGACAAGCGUCGCAGAAUACCCCUUCAGCAGAGCUUUGGCGGCGUAUCGAUGCGGUAUUGACGCUUCCAUUUGCCUACAGCGACGAGCCAAGCGCGACUCUGGCCGAACGGCGCAUGCUGCUCUUGCAGCGAAUCUGCCAGCACGUGAACCCCACGCACGAUCAGAAGAUUGUUAUCAGCAAAGAUGCCGUUUCUUCAGAUGAGCAGGAACUACUCACUUCCGAUCACAUCAAGUACUCGCGAAAGCUGGCCGGUGCGUUCUACUCGCUGCCUGAUUCAAUCGACAUCGAAGCCUUGGAGAGUGAACGCGAUGCCUCACCGUUCAGCCCUGCGAUUGCGAGUGGUUGGUUAAAGACUUAUGAAUUCGCCACCCUGGCGACAUUUCCCGAGAGAAACUUAGACCGCCUGCUGCAGGCCAACACGGCCUGUCGGAUUAUGGAGUCUUACCCCAUCGCGGUUGGGCUCCCCUCGGACAACGACCUGGCAACACAGAAGCUGCACCGAGAAGAAUUCGCGGGACUCUGUGCCUGGCAAGGAUUGCGGCUGGCCGAAGAUUUUUGGGCUGGAGAACCAAACGCAGAAGAUUACUACUUCCAUCGCACCGGGCAGCACUACUUGAAGCUGGCUCAGUCGAUCGACUCCGAGCACAGCAUUUGUGAUGUGACUCUCGACAACCGAUUGGCCGAAUUGUUCACGAUCUCCACGAGAAUUCAGCAAUCGGCCGAUGGCAUCAUCUUUAGUCACCCUUCGCGACUAGUGUUUCGAGGAGUGGACAAAGAAGAACUGGACUUGGCCGUGCGGCUGCCAGAAAACACCCCCACUGGCGUUGCCACGCUCGCAUGCGAAACCGCCGAGGCAGACGUUACGUUACGAGCAUUGCCCGAUCAGAAGAGCGAAUACCCACUGCCUUAUCUGGUCGAACGGCCGACUGCUCAAAAAGUUUCUACGCGACUACAGGCAAACGUUUACUACCGUGGUCACACUUGCUCACGCUCGCUGAACGUGCGUGGCCCUUCCGACGAUGAGGGUCCCACCGUAGAGAUGCGAGAUCAGCGCACCAACGAUGCCGAGUUGGUCAUCCGACCGGCCGAGGUGAAUGCCACGCCUGCCAACGUGCUAUUCAUCCUCGAUUGCUCUCGCAGCAUGUUGUUUGGUCAGCGAAUGGAAACCCUGAAAACAACGCUCGAACAGUUCGCCCAAUCCGUGGCUCCGGGAACAAUUAAUGUAGGCAUUCGAGUCUUCGGUGAUAGCGUCGUCUGGCAAGAGGGCAAUGCCGCUGCUGAAGCCGCGGCACGUAAAGACACCCAGCUCGUCAUGCCAAUUCGCCCGGUCAAUACGAAGCGAUUUGGGGAGGUCAUCGAAGACCUGCAUGCAGUCGGCGAAUCACCCAUCAUCUAUUCGCUCUUGCAAGCCCAAGAUGACUUCAGCGGCCUGGGGAAAGGUGAACAGGUUAUCGUCCUCAUCUCAGAUGGCUCUGACAAUUGGGCCGCCGUCGGAGAGAAACCAGGGCUCCAGCAGUUUGAAGAGGCGUAUGCCAAAAACGACAUUACGGUUCACACUGUGGGCUUCCAAACCGACGUUCAGGGCUUCUACCAACUCCAGCAGAUUGCCGCUUCCACCGGUGGGCAUAGCGUUCGGGCCGACAACGGUAGCGACCUGUUGGAUAACAUUCUCAGCCUGGCCGGGGUGCUGACCUAUCAGGUCACUUCACAACCCGACUCAUCGACCCCGGUGCAGGUGUAUUCCGGAAUUGUCACGUACAAUCCCGAGCCCAUGAAGCUUGCACCAGGGACGUACAACAUUGCCGUGAUGGGGCACGCAGACCAGGUGGUUGCCACGCGACUGGGCGUUCAACUCCGUCGCGGAGAUCGUUACGAAUUGCUCUACGGUGGAGGCGAGCUGAACUACUUGCCCUCAAGUGAUCUGGGCGACGUUGCCAGAGCUGUGGAUCAAGAGACCGGCACGCAACUUCAAAUAUUGCGAGCCGAACUGCAAAAGGGCGACUUGGUAAUGGAGUUCUCACUUUCCAAUCCGCGGCAGUUCGGUUGGUUCCCCAGCGAUGUAUCGAUGCAGGUCCAAGGGCGCGGAGCCGACAUGCCCUACGUGGUACGUGACAUUUCACCCAAUGUUUCAAAGCACCACAACGCUGUCUGGCAGAUCAGGCUGGCCGACUGGCCAAGUACCGAAUAUCUGGCAGACGUGAAAAUCACCUGGUCGGACAUUGGAGACCCCAAACAAACGGUCUACCCAGUACCGUGGGACGGAGUUAUCGCGCCAGGCACCUUGCCAGAAGAGGUUUCACUGACCCGACGGGAAUUCAGAACCGAAACCGUGAACGGUACUCUGCAGAAUGUUGCCACGGUCGCUCUGGUCUUCCCAGAAGAUUACGCGGAUGUCCAGCACUGGAGCAUCCAGUUCGAGCAGCAAACGCUGGAGUCGCAGCAGACCUACAACGUGCUCGAUGCCAUCUAUACAGGCCAGUUCGUGUUCCCCAACAACACGCAGCCGCAGAGAAUUCUCGUCCGUGGUCCCCAUGGUUCACAGAAGAACCUAAAGACCGUCGUCGAUCUCAGGGCUCACCGGAUCAAUUAG
Molecule: messenger RNA, 6333 nt
Organism: Cladocopium goreaui
Lineage: Eukaryota; Dinophyceae; Suessiales; Symbiodiniaceae
Source: the annotation of a GenBank genome assembly